AUAUGAUUUAGCGCAAAGUUAUGGGAAUCGUAGCUAACCUUUUGGAGGGGAAGCAUAGUUGGGUGUUAUAUCUGGGUUGUCAUAGCUCAGUUCAACAGCACAAAUAUUCAUAGCGAGGCUAAUUUCGUUUACGUGUAAAUAUUUGUGUGUUGUUGACGAAACGAUGUCAAAAUCAGAAAACCAAACAGCGGCAGAUAUGACGGAGGCGAUGGAGAAAACGAUGCAGCGACUUGAAGGAAGGUUUCAGGCGAUAUCUGAACAGCUGGAGUCGAAAAUAGAUGAGAUGGGAACCCGCAUUGUUGACCUUGAGAAGAACGUGGCUGAGCUCAUGACGCAGGCUGGCAUGGAGGAGCAGGCCAAGUCAAAGUGACAGCGGGUCCACGGUUCAUCUGGAGUAUGAGCUCUUGCCGUGUAACCUCCAAAAUCUGAGGGCUUCCUGUUGUUUAUGGCAACAGUGAUGUCGCUUUAGUGAUGACUAAAAAGUGUCACACAUUCAUGAGACAUCUUCAGAAGGGACUUCUGAGUUGACAACAGUUGAUAUCACUUUAAAGUUGAGCCAAAUGUAUGUCUUUUCUAAAGUACUUUCAUACUGUGUGUACCUGUCAGUACUAACACUAACAACAGGUUAAAGAGACUUGAAAGACCAUGUUAACGAUUUAUUUGUGUUGUAACAUUUUUUGUUUUCAUAGCUUGUCCAAUCACAUUACAGCUGACCGUGGUGCUUAAUGGGACCCUGUAGAGAUUUAUUGUUUUUUCUUCUUCACAUUUUAAGUUUUCUAACCAAAAGAAAUUUUGUUUGUACUCUCGAACAUACUGACUGCAUUUACUACCUCAUACAAUAUUUUCAAAAGCUUUUUGAUGUCUUGGAACCCGCAUUGUGUACAUGUUUUGAUCUUCACGUACAUCUGUUACCGGCACGUUUGUUGGUAUGUAUGUGCUCAGCUGCACGGUUUGACAGCGUUUGCUAACAGUGCAGGGACGUGUCUCUCAGGUCACUGUUGCUCCACAGUGCCUCUAGUGGUCAAACCAUUAAACACGGAGGAAGCAGAGAUUAAAAUCGCCAAGCGCAAACACUGCAGCUGAAUAAUCCUUUUUGGCUGGGAAUUAACUUGGUGAAAUGACAUGUUAUUAUCUAAGAGGCAGCCAUGAAGGCUGGUUGCAAAAAGGUGCUUCAGCACUUCCUUUCCCGUUUUCUUCGGUAUAGAGUACACAAGACCACAUUAUGCAGUGCCACAGUGCACAAUGUGGUCUUGUGUACUCUAUACAAGACCACAUUGUGCAGCACAAUGCCUUUUCACCCCUGGUGUAACUCUGCAAUCCACUGGAAGUCGAUAGUUUAGAAGCAGUCUUCCAGAUUUCCAAUCUGUAUGUGUCCCAGUCUCUGCACUUCAUGAGCAUCUAGCACACUUUGAAAGGGACAGGAGAAGGUUAGUUCUGCAUGCUCACAAACACUUGUAUCAAGUGCAAAUCAACUAAAUGGAAAUUGGAAAGCACACAGGUCUUACAACACAAAGUCUACAUGCAAUAAGAGGGUAACUGUUCACUGCUAUGACAUCAUGUGUUUUACUGUCCCUGAAGUCAGGCUUGGUGGAUCAUGGUGGACUUUCUAACUGGGAAUGGUGGUGAGAAGGCAGCCCUGAGAAAGCUGUUGACCCACUUUAAUGAGUCAAUUUAACGACAGUAUCUUCAUUGUUUUUGUGUGUACAGCUUGUACUCAGAUAAUUUAGAAAAUGUCUUCUACACUUUAAAAUGUAUUCAACACAGCAUUGAUGUUUUAUUGGAUCAACAUGUGUACUUUAUGUCUGUCAAAAUGCAUGCAGUGACGUGAAAUAACUUAUCACAUUACUGGGAGAAAAUCACAUUUUGAGAAAAGUCUUAAGCUGUAACUAUUUCACAGAAAAGCCUGGAAACCACUAAAGCCCUCCAAAUGAUUUAAGCUGUCUGUGUUCAUGGAGGCUGAGCUCAUAUCUGGUUUUGUAUCAUUUGCAGGCUGACAUAAUGCUAACGAUGAUGGAGUGUUGUCUUGUUGACUUAAGCUUCUCUGUAUAUCUGGGAGAAUAUACUGUUCACCUCUAUGCAAUUAAUUUCUGAGCAGAAUCAUGUAGCAUGUACAGCAGUAUGUCAUCUCACAUGUCCCCACACGUGUGUGUGUGUAACCACUGUUGAAUGCACACAGUGUUGUUCUCAGAUUAGACAUCAGACCCACACAUCAGUUAGCAGUGUUGUAGUUGACUGUUAAUCACUGUGUGCCAAAGUUAACAUGCAAUAGCCAAAUAAAGAUUUUUUUCCCCAACAGUC
Scatophagus argus is the source of this 2298-nucleotide messenger RNA. Its product is annotated as heat shock factor-binding protein 1. The transcript has 3 exons. Gene Ontology annotation, molecular function: transcription corepressor activity. The record is from RefSeq and is a predicted model, not a curated record. Gene Ontology annotation, cellular component: nucleus; cytosol. Gene Ontology annotation, biological process: cellular heat acclimation. Bases 164 to 370 code for a protein of 68 amino acids. Lineage: Eukaryota; Metazoa; Chordata; Actinopteri; Scatophagidae.